AUGAAGCGGUGCUGUUUGUGUUGUUCGCGUGAAUCUUUUGAUGACGGCGAAGAGAUACCGAAUGGAGGUCAUGAGGUAUUGGCGGUUAAAGGGGGCACAACAAACAAGAUGAUGGCGUCAGCGAUGGGUAUAACAAAGGGAGAGCGAAAAUGGGAAUUAUACGAUGAUGCACAAAGACGGUGUAACGAAUCACAAGGGAAAGAAAAUCAUGAAAAAAGGAGAAAAUGGAUUAGUCAGAUUGAAAAUUUUGCGGAAGAUAGCGAAUGA
Molecule: messenger RNA, 267 nt
Organism: Acaulospora morrowiae
Lineage: Eukaryota; Fungi; Glomeromycota; Glomeromycetes; Diversisporales; Acaulosporaceae
Source: the annotation of a GenBank genome assembly